Molecule: messenger RNA, 1467 nt
Organism: Plenodomus lingam JN3
Lineage: Eukaryota; Fungi; Ascomycota; Dothideomycetes; Pleosporales; Leptosphaeriaceae
Biological process (GO): isocitrate metabolic process; NADP+ metabolic process
Cellular component (GO): mitochondrion
Molecular function (GO): isocitrate dehydrogenase (NADP+) activity; magnesium ion binding; NAD binding
Source: RefSeq, a predicted model, not a curated record
AUGAUAUCCUCCAUGGGGCCUCCAACUUCUGCCUCCGCUGCUAUCCGCACCGCAUCCUCUCUGGCCAGACUUCCUCGACGACAACUUUGCAACUUUGCGACUCGCUGCCUAGCUUCCCAGACAGUUGCGAGAUCGGCCCAGUACUCUAGCACUCGACGAGCCACCGCAGUCACCCUGCCCACAUCCAGCUUCUAUUCGCACAUCUCCCAGCGCAACAUGGCGUCCGCUACUGGAAUCAAGAAGAUCAAGGUCGUCAACCCCGUUGUGGAACUGGACGGCGAUGAGAUGACCAGGAUCAUCUGGCAGGUCAUCAAGGACAAGUUCAUUCACCCAUAUCUGGACAUUGACCUCAAGUACUACGAUCUUGGGCUGGAAUACCGUGACGAGACCAACGACCAGGUCACACUCGAUGCUGCAGAGGCCAUCAAGAAGUACUCCGUUGGAGUCAAGUGCGCGACCAUAACACCUGAUGAGCAGCGAGUGGAGGAGUUCAAGCUCAAGAAGAUGUGGCUAUCACCCAACGGUACCAUCCGUAACCACCUAGGUGGAACUGUCUUCCGCGCGCCCAUUGUCAUUCCCCGCAUUCCUCGCCUAGUACCCAGCUGGAAACAGCCCAUCAUCAUUGGUCGUCACGCUUUUGGAGACCAAUAUAGGGCCAAAGACCGUGUCAUCCCAGGUGAGGGCACCCUUGAGAUGGUCUUUACACCAAAGGGUGGAAAGCCUGAGGUGAUCAAGGUCUACGACUUCCCCGCGGAAGGAGGUGUGGCACAGACUCAGUACAACACCACCGAGUCGAUUUCUGGUUUCGCUCACGCCUCAUUCAAGAUGGCGCUUGAUAAGAAGCUGCCAUUGUACAUGAGCACCAAGAACACCAUCCUAAAGGCAUACGACGGAAAGUUCAAGGAUGUGUUCCAGGCCAUUUACGAGGCGCAAUACAAGAAGGACUUCGAAGCGGCCGGUAUCUGGUAUGAGCACCGUUUGAUCGACGACAUGGUUGCCCAGAUGAUCAAGAGCGAGGGCGGUUACAUUAUUGCCAUGAAGAACUACGAUGGAGAUGUUCAGUCUGACAUUGUUGCACAAGGUUUCGGCUCCCUCGGUCUCAUGACUUCAGUGCUCAUUACCCCCGAUGGUAAGACCUUUGAGGCCGAGGCUGCCCACGGAACCGUCACCCGUCAUUAUCGCGAACACCAGAAGGGUAACGAGACAUCGACGAACCCCAUUGCUUCCAUCUAUGCGUGGUCGCAGGGUCUUGCUAAGCGAGGAGAGCUUGACGGCACGCCGGAGCUCGUCGUUUUCGCUGAGCAGCUUGAAAAGGCUUGCGUGGACACUGUCGACAUUGACGGUAUCAUGACUAAGGAUCUUGCGCUUGCGUGCGGGAAGAAGGACCGAGGCAGCUGGGUCACGACAAACGAGUACCUUGAUGCAGUCGAGAGGAGGUUGAAGGCCAGCUUGAAGGAGAAGCUAUAA